Trichoderma virens Gv29-8 is the source of this 1755-nucleotide messenger RNA. RefSeq lists its product as uncharacterized. Gene Ontology annotation, molecular function: oxidoreductase activity, acting on the CH-OH group of donors, NAD or NADP as acceptor. NCBI's taxonomy places the organism in Eukaryota, Fungi, Ascomycota, Sordariomycetes, Hypocreales, Hypocreaceae. The record is from RefSeq and is a predicted model, not a curated record. The transcript has a single exon. The coding region runs from base 209 to 1303 and encodes 364 amino acids.
ACCUCCCCUCCCCGCAAGCAAACACAGUCGUUCCGCUCUCUCUCUGGGCUUUUUAUACGCAUAGAUUCUUCCAUCGUUUUUGCCAAUUCAUCUUCCUCCUCCAACAACCACACAAGCCUUCGUUACACCGCUUUACGAGGCACUCCUUCUUCCUCCUCUCCUCCAAUCUUCCAUCUUCUUCCACAACACAACACACACAACAGACAGAAUGUCUUUCUCUACUCGAAGCGUACUGCGCGUCUCUCGCGCCGCCAACUUCUCCGCCGCCUCCCGUGUUGCUGCUCCCAGCAACGCCGUCCGCUUCUUCUCUGCCACCCGUGCCAUCCGCGUGUCUGACACCGCCAACAAGAAGAGCGUUGUCCGCGAGAAGGAGGUUCCCGUCACCGUCUAUGGUGCCGGCCAGGGUGACAAGCAGACUCUGCAGGUUCCUGAUGGCGCCGCCAAGGUGCCCUACGACAGCCCCGCCCCCGCUGAGCGCGAGGAGGUUGAGCCCCUUAACAAGAAGGUCUACGACCAGCUGCCUCACACUCUCAAGAGCAUGACUGUUCAGGGCAAGGUCAUCAUCGUCACUGGCGGUGCUCGUGGUCUGGGCAACCACAUGGCCCGAGCCUGCGCCGAGGCUGGUGCCAAGGCCAUCAUCAUCUUCGAUGCCAACCAGGAGCUGGGCGACGCCUCCGCCGCUGAGCUGCACCAGAAGUCUGGUCUCCCCGUCUCCUUCUUCAAGGUCGAUGUCCGUGACGGUGCUGCCAUCAACGCUGCUGUUGACUCCGUUGUCGAGCUCUACGGUGCUCCCGACGUCCUGGUCAACGCUGCCGGUAUUGCCGACUCCAACAUCAAGGCUGAGACCUAUGACCCCGCCAUGUUCCGCCGCCUGAUCGACAUCAACCUUACUGGUUCCUUCCUCAUGUCCCAGGCUGUUGGCCGCUCCAUGAUGGCUGCUGGCAAGUCUGGCAGCCUGAUCCUGGUUGCCUCCAUGUCCGGCUCCAUCGUCAACUACCCCCAGGAGCAGAGCUGCUACAACGCCUCCAAGGCUGGUGUCAUCCAGUUUGCCAAGUCCAUCGCUGCUGAGUGGGCCAAGUACAAGAUCCGUGUCAACUGCAUCUCUCCCGGUUACAUGGACACCGCCCUCAACCGUGUCCCCGCUCUUGAGGCCCAGAAGAAGAUCUGGAAGUCCCUGACUCCUCAGGACCGCCUGGGCGCUGUUGACGAGCUCAACGGCCUUUGCGUCUUCCUCGCCUCUGACUCCUCCAGCUUCAUGACCGGCUCUAACGUCAUCAUUGAUGGUGGUUACUCUUGCUACUAAAGGACGAGUCAUCUCCUUCUGCAUAGCAUAUCAUCAGCAUUUCACAAUACAUUAAUAUCUGUCACGGAAGCGAUACCGUCUGCAGCCUUGAGGGUUCGGGCAUGGGAGUUUUGGGAGAUAUCGAUGCAUGAAACCUGCAGUCGAUUUUGAGGGAGCUACAAAACUGGGGACAUGGUUGGCUUCGGCCAUUGUUGAUUUGUUUUCUAUGCGACUAUGGUGCUUUAUUGCGAGAAUGCAUCGCCUACUUCUGCUUUUUCUUGUUUGGAGUUUAUAUGGGUUUGCUGUCUGCCGGUCGGGGUACACGGAGCCAGACAUGCAUAGAGGGAAUAGACGUCGAGUUCAAUGAUGCGAAGACUAGAGAGACUUAGAUGAAAACCAUACUUUAGCCAAGACUAGUUGGCGGAUGAAAUUAAUGAAGUACAGCCUUUGAGGCUUUUUACAUUAUUACCAAU